Molecule: messenger RNA, 907 nt
Organism: Aspergillus steynii IBT 23096
Lineage: Eukaryota; Fungi; Ascomycota; Eurotiomycetes; Eurotiales; Aspergillaceae
Product: phytanoyl-CoA dioxygenase family protein
Exons: 2
Coding region: 44-907 (287 amino acids)
Source: RefSeq, a predicted model, not a curated record
GUCCUGUUAGCUACCUGUCCAAUCCAUCCACCCGUCCGUAGCAAUGCUCCAAAGACUCGACGCACACAUCGCUACAGCCAACGAGGCCCUCGAUUCCCUCGCCCGAGAUGGAGGCAUCGUCCUCUGCAACCUCAUCCCCCCGGAUAUCCUCUCGCAGAUAUCCACCGAUCUAACCCCCCAUUUCUCCUCCUUCUGGGAGAGCGACUCCCUCUUCAGCACCAAAAGCCGGGUAGUCUCCAGUAUCGCAGCCAAAUCUCCUUCCUUUAUCACCAACAUCGCCUGCAAUCCUCUUUUCCUCGAGAUCUGCGACCACCUCCUCACCUCCACAUACACCUGCUGGUACGGCACCGAAAGCCAGGAGAUUUUUACCUCCAAGCCACAGCUCAACGCCGCUAUCGCCAUUUCCAACCACCCCGGGAACGAGCCCCAGAAGCUCCACCGCGACGACAUGGGCCUGCAUCAUCGACUCCCUGCCAUUAGCGCGCAGGAAUACCAGCCCGGCAGGGAUGCGGCCGUGGGGAUCUUCGUUGCGGCUACGCAGACAAACCAGAAGAACGGUGCUACACGGUUCAUUCCCGGUUCACAUCUCUGGGAUACCGAGAGGAGGCCAGACGAGGGGAUGGCGGUUCCUGUGGGGUUGGAGCCGGGCGAUGCGUUUGUGAUGCUCGCAUCGUGUUUUCACGGCGGAUCGGCGAAUCGGUCGGACAGAGAAAGGACGAUCUAUUCGGCGUUCUAUACCAAGGGGUACUUGAGACAGGAAGAGAACCAGUAUCUUACCCUGAGUAAGGAGCAGCUGGCCCAGUACUCACCUGAGGUUAUGCAGCGCCUUGGAUUCGCGGCCAGUGAGCCCUUUCAUGGAUGGGUGGACUUGAAAGAUCCCAGGGAGGCACUUGGACUUGGAAAUUGA